AUGGUCACAUUUUCUAAGCGUAAAAACGGAAUUUACAAUAAGCUCAGUGAGCUCUCCAUUCUCUGCGGUGCAGACGUCGGAUUUCUCAUCUACUCCGGCUCAGGAAAACCGUUCACGUUUGGCAGCCCUUCCUUCGAUGUCGUUGCACAGCGGUUUCUCCACGGAAACCAUCCCUCAGGAAUCAUCAACGGCGAGGGCUACUCGUCGCUGUCGUCCAAGAUCGUGGAUGCUCAUAAGAAAGUGAAGGUGGAUGAGUUAUGCAAAAACCUAAACAAUCUUAUGGAGAUCCAAGCAGAUGCAGAAGAAGAGAAACUGAAGAUGGGUGAGGCUGCUUAUGCACCGUCGUUGCCUAUGAAGAGUACUGACGAAGAAGAGGUGAAACAGUUGUUGCGGAGGUACGAGGAGUUUUAUGAGGAACUGUGUGAGGUUGCUGCUGCAAAAAUCCGGGGAAGAUAUGAUGCGUCAGCCUCGUCGUCGUUUCCUCCACAUGGCUAA
Molecule: messenger RNA, 495 nt
Organism: Raphanus sativus (radish)
Lineage: Eukaryota; Viridiplantae; Streptophyta; Magnoliopsida; Brassicales; Brassicaceae
Product: agamous-like MADS-box protein AGL29
Exons: 1
Coding region: 1-495 (164 amino acids)
Biological process (GO): regulation of transcription by RNA polymerase II
Molecular function (GO): RNA polymerase II cis-regulatory region sequence-specific DNA binding; protein dimerization activity; DNA-binding transcription factor activity, RNA polymerase II-specific
Source: RefSeq, a predicted model, not a curated record